This is a messenger RNA of Monomorium pharaonis (pharaoh ant), 5148 nucleotides long. RefSeq lists its product as uncharacterized. NCBI's taxonomy places the organism in Eukaryota, Metazoa, Arthropoda, Insecta, Hymenoptera, Formicidae. Gene Ontology annotation, molecular function: nucleic acid binding. Bases 1 to 5148 code for a protein of 1715 amino acids. The transcript is spliced from 3 exons. Gene Ontology annotation, biological process: DNA integration. The record is from RefSeq and is a predicted model, not a curated record.
AUGUCGGAGAUACUCUCCAAUCAGUUGGUGCUGCAGCACUCGAUCCAGAGAGCACUGGAUAACUUCAAAAGGCUUGGCAAAGGAAAUCUGACAGCGGCAAAGAUUCGCUCACGAAUCGCUACUCUCAAGGACAAUUGGCGCCCGCUUCCACAGAAUAUUUCGCCAAAGGUCAUUUCGACAAGACUGAGAAGGCGUACAAUCUGGCGUUGGACGGAGUGCUUGGAGGAGCUCGAUCCGGUCGUGAGUCACAACCAAUCAGUCGAGAGCACACAUAUGACAACGUCUUCUGACGCGUCCGCGUUGUCUGUCUUAAGUUUGCCGACCAUUCGAUUGCCACCGUUCGACGGCAACUACGCGGAAUGGGAAACUUUCCGCGAUCGUUUCACUUCGCUAAUAAUUCAGAAUAAAAAUAUUACGGAUUUUGCCCGCAUGCAUUAUCUUUCGUCGUCAUUGAAGGGUCCCGCACUCGAGUGUAUUAGUAAGAUUAAAAUUACUGCAAAUAAUUUUAAUACUGCGUGGAAGACGCUAGCGGCGCGAUUCGAGAGUAAAAGACGAACGCUUUCGUCUCUUCUAUCGACGUUGCUCAGCCUGCCGACUCUGACUCGUGAGUCCGCGUCCGAUUUCCAAUCGCAAUGCGACAAAGUAAAUAUCGCGCUCGCGUCAUUAGAAAAACUUAAUCGCUCUGCGAGCGAUCUAUGGGAUGAUAUGCUUGUCCAUCUUAUGUCGAAUCGCUUGGAUCCGAUCACGCGUAAGGGGUGGACUCUUCAUACGAGUGGCGUCGACGCGCCGCCGACUUACGAGGCGCUAAAUCAAUUUCUGACGUAUCGCAUCCGCGCGUUGGAAGAAUGCGCGUUGAGUUCCGCUACGAAGUCGUCGAAACCUGCGGCGUCUUCGCGCGUUCACGUCGCGACCACGUUCGACGGCGCAGCGUCGGCUUCCCCCUUGUGCAAGGCCCGUCAUUAUUUGAAUGCGUGCCCUGACUUUAUAACAAAAAAUGUAAAUCAGCGACGCGAAAUGGUCAAACGCUUCAAACGCUGCUUUAAUUGUUUAAGCAGCCGUCACGCAGCUCCGGAAUGCAAUAGUAAAUAUAGUUGUCGGUCAUGCGCUCAUCGACAUCAUUCGAUGCUACAUAGUGACGCGGAUUCGAGUUCUGACUCUAACGCCGUCGCCGUGCGCAAAGCGCAGCCUUCGACUUCGUCCGCCGCUGCGGGCGAAGUACACUCUAUGCUCGCGUUUACAACGUCGAGCCUCAAAUCACAAAUUCUUUUGGCGACCACAGCUCUGGUCGACCAGAGUUCCGAAGCCACAUUCAUAUCGGAGAAUUUUGCUCAAUUAUUGCGUGCGAAGCGGAUCCGAAUGUCGGUCGCAAUUUCGGCCGUCGGUGGCAUCGACGUCGGCACUGUUCGACAUGCUACCUCCAUUCUUAUCUCUUCUCGCGAUUCAGAUUCCCCGUCUCUGUCGACGACCGCGCUCAUUUUGAGUUCUCUUACUUCAUACGCGCCAAAACGCAUGUCGGAUCUUGCGACGAUUACGCACCUGUCCGGUAUUAAAUGGGCGGAUGCUGACCCGACAAGCUCCGACCCGAUUAACGUUAUAAUCGGUGCGGACGUAUACGGCGAUUUAAUUCAGGAGGGAGUUCGGAGAGGAGAGCGCGGGCAACCCGUCGCGCAAAACUCAAUUCUCGGGUGGAUAGUCUCCGGGCCGCUCGCGCCCGAUUCGCGCUCGCCCGGCGAAGCGAUCAACAAUUCAAAUGUUUCGCUCUCUUCUUUUCACGUCGCGGCGCAUCAUUGCUCGCCCUCUCCGUCUCUCGAUGAAGAGCUACGACGAUUUUGGGAGAUUGAGGAACUCCCUCACGCUCAUGCUCUCACUCCGCAAGACGAUCAAUGCGAAUCUCAUUUUCGCGCUACUCAUUCGCGAUGUUCGGACGGCAAGUAUAUUGUACGACUGCCCUUCAGACAGGGCCCUCCGAUUGAUAUCGGCUGUACGCGCCCUUCUGCCGAACGUCUGUAUCAUUCGUUAUCGCGGCGGCUCCGCUCGCAGCCCGCACUCAAGCGCGAAUACGAUGACUUCAUGCGUACGUAUGAGGAGCUCGGGCACAUGCGUCGGGCGUCCGUCACUGAGGGUUCACUUGAUCAACGCGUGUACAUCCCGCAUCAUCCGGUAUUCCGGGCGGAUAGUGUCACGAUACACUUGCGCGUCGUUUUCAAUGCGUCGAACCGUACAUCGAACGGAUCGUCGCUAAAUGAAUUUUUGCUUGCCGGGCUGAAACUGCAGACGGAUCUGCCUACCGUCAUAUUGCAAUGGCAUCAUUUUAAGUACGUCUAUUCGGCGGACAUCGCUAAGAUGUAUCGCCAGAUUUUGGUUGAUCCACGCGACGUCGAUUAUCAGCGCGUCUUGUGGAAUGACGAUCUCGCGGAGCCCCUUGACUAUCAGCUGCUGACUGUCACUUACGGGAUGAAAUGCGCUCCAUUUCUUGCGCUGCGCGUAAUCAAAUGCCUGGUCGACGACGAAGGACAUCGGUUCCCGCUCGUGGCUCCGAUUUUGCGCGAUCAAAUUUACAUCGACGAUGUAUUAUUCGGCGGGGAUGACCUCACUCAUCUGCGGACGGUCCGCGUUCAGCUCGUAUCUCUGUUGCGGUGCGGUCGUUUUGAGUUGCGUAAAUGGUCGAGUAAUUCUCCUGCGCUCCUUGCCGACAUUGAUCCUGAGGAUCAUGGUUUGGCCUGCGACAAACAAAUCGCGAUUGAUGACAGUGUUAAAAUCCUCGGUAUCGUAUGGAAUCCCUCGCGCGAUGUUUUUCAGUUCAAGGUAACUCUCGCAGAUGCUUUGCCUCGAAGUAAACGCGCGAUUUUUUCCACGAUCGCUAAGCUGUACGAUCCAUUAAGCUGGGUUACGCCUGUCACCAUUACCGCUAAAAUUCUUAUGCAGCAACUUUGGCGUCUCCAAACCUCGUGGGAUGGGGACAUUCCGGAGCCUCUACUCGGACAGUGGAAGGUACUCUACGCUCAAUUUUCAAAACUCAACGAUAUUCAAAUUCCGCGAUGGUCGGGCGUCCACGCGGAUAUCGUACAUGCGGAACUCCACGGUUUCGCCGACGCGUCUAAUCUCGCAUACGCGGCUUCUGUAUAUUUGAAGGUCGUUACCGUCUCUGGCGAUACUACGCUUUUUUUGCUUGCUGGCAAAUCAAGGGUGGCGCCGAUUGCCCCCCUUACUAUCCCGCGACUUGAAUUGUCGGCUGCUGUACUUCUAGUUCGUCUCAUGCAGUUCGUUCGCAAAUCUCUCGCUGACCGGGCUACUCCUUGUAUUUGCUGGACUGACUCUACGAUCGUCCUCGCCUGGGUACGUGCUCACCCAUCUCGGUGGAAAACGUUUGUCGCCAACCGAGUUCAAGACGUUCAAUCGCGAUUGCCGGACGCUGAGUGGCGGUACGUGCCUACGCUAGACAACCCCGCGGAUUGCGCGUCGCGAGGACUACCCGGCGACGAGCUUCGCGAUCAUUCGUUGUGGUGGCAGGGCCCACCCUGGCUUCAAUUCAACAGGGAGAAUUGGCCUCCGGAGCCUGUCCCUCGCUCUGCUGACGCUCUUACCGAAGAGCGAAUUACUGCACUUCUUAUUUCUGAGCCCGCAGAUCAAUGGGAUCUUGCUUCCCGAUACUCGUCGUGGCCUAAAUUAAUUCACGUAACGGCGUACAUUUUCAAAUUUAUAACCGCCUGUCGCGUUCGGAACGCUUCGACUCACCCGGUAGCUCUCACGGGUGUCGCUCUCUCGUCAAACGAUUGCAAUCUCGCCAGAACGUUCUGGAUAAAACGAAUCCAGGCAGAGCUGUUCACGGACGAGAUGCGUCUGCUAACCAAAGGUCAGACCAUCUCACCGAAAAGUUCGAUUGUCGCCCUUGGGCCGUUUCUCGACGAGGAAGGGAUCUUUCGUGUGGGGGGUCGUUUGCGUUACGCUCCCCUUCUAUACCGGGUGCGACAUCCUAUAUUAUUAGCUUCACACCCUCUCGUGCAACUCAUUAUCUUGCAAGCUCAUAUGCGAGCCUUGCACGGGGGCCCGCAACUCACAAUAAGUAUUAUCCGCCAAGAAUUUUGGGUGGUGCGCGCUCGGAGUUUAGUGAAGGCGGUCAUACACGCGUGCAUAAAAUGUUGUCGCGAACGAGCUGCAACCCCGUUGCAGUUGAUGGGCGAUCUCCCUAAGGUGCGUGUGUCGCCUCCGCCUCGCAGCUUCGCGCAUUGCGGGAUCGAUUACGCUGGGCCCGUUAAAUUCCGCGCAUCCGCCGGUCGCGGAAUCCAGUCACGAAAGGCAUAUAUUACCUUAUUCAUUUGCAUGGCUACUCGAGCCAUUCACCUCGAAUUAGUCGGGGACUACUCCACUCCGUCAUUCCUCAACGCGUAUCUAAGAUUCUGUUCGCGUCGAGGUCUGCCGCAAUCGAUGUAUUCAGACAAUAGAACGACGUUCGUUGGCGCUGACCGAGAACUCCGGAUCGCCUAUCAGUCGUCGAUUCGCGAUUUCGAGUUCUUAAACAAAACCGCGGACGAUAAUGUGUUAUGGCAUUUUAUCUCCCCCUCUGCUCCUCAUUUCGGAGGACUGUGGGAAUCGGGCGUCCGCAGCGUGAAACAUCACCUCCGUCGGGUUUUGGGGGAAGCCACUCUAUCGUUCGAGGAGUUUGCGACUCUUCUUUGCAAGAUCGAGGCGUGUCUAAACUCGCGUCCAAUCGCACCGUUGUCGGAUUCUCUUGAUGACUACGAGAGUCUGACGCCGGGCCACUUUUUGAUCGGAUCCGCGAUCACCGUGCCCCCGGAACCGUCGCUGCUGAAGCUCAAUGAGAAUCGCUUGUCGCGUUGGCAACUCAUUCGCCAAAUCACCGAACGGUUUUGGAAACUUUGGGCAAGCGACUACGUUAAUACGCUGCAGCAGCGCGGCAAAUGGCGACAUCCGACGGCGUCAGUGGAACUCGGGCAACUCGUUCUUCUACGUAACUCUACCUUGUCUCCCUGCAACUGGGAGCUCGGCCGAGUCAUCCGCUGUCACCCCGGUUCGGACGGGCUAACGCGGGUCAUCACUGUGCGGACCGCGACCUCGGAAUACAAGCGCCCGAUCGUAAAGCUAUGCCCGUUGCCGAUCAAAAGCGCCGCACAAGCCGACGUUGAAUAA